Magnusiomyces paraingens is the source of this 1059-nucleotide messenger RNA. RefSeq lists its product as uncharacterized. The transcript has a single exon. The coding region runs from base 1 to 1059 and encodes 352 amino acids. Lineage: Eukaryota; Fungi; Ascomycota; Dipodascomycetes; Dipodascales; Dipodascaceae. The record is from RefSeq and is a predicted model, not a curated record.
AUGAAAAAAACCAUCUCAUCUAUUAUCGCUGCUCGACUUAUGGCCGAAGGCGUCGGUGCUUCGGUGCGCCGAUCAAUCGGCUCUCGUCAUUUACGCCAAUUAUCACCUUUUUUACUGCUCGACUAUAUGGAAACAGCCAACACUGAAGCAUCCUUCCCAGACCACCCUCAUCGCGGCUUAGAAACGGUAACCUACGUGUUACAGGGCACAAUCGAACACGAGGACUUUACAGGGUCGCGAGGUGUUCUAGGUCCUGGUGAUUGCCAGGUCAUGACUGCAGGAAAGGGUAUCAUGCAUGCCGAAGUUCCUAAACCUCCAGAAAAUGGAGCUGGAUUGUUACCUGCUACUGGUAUUCAGCUUUGGGUUGACCUGCCGGCAGAUUUUAAGAACGUGGACCCUCAUUAUCGCGACCUUCGGCGAAAUUUUAUUCCAGUAACAGAACCUGCUCCAGGUUUGCGAUUAUAUUCAUUGUCAAAAGAAACAAGUAUUACAAAAACACCUAUUUGGUUUCUCUACUACAAGUGGUUUGGUACAAAUGAACCCUUGCGUUUUGAAUCACCAGUCAUUCCUCCAGGAUGGGCUUCCUUUAUUUACGUAACAAAAGGUCAACUUACAAUUGGGAACGGUCGCAGUACCGGCGGCGAAGAUGCCAGUAGCAACAGAAGUAUUCUGGAAAAUCAAAGUAAUCUCAAUGAAAAUACCCUAGAAAGUCAGCUAAUUGUUGGUGAUAAGGUUCUUGGAGAACAUGAUUUAGCUGCCUUUGAGCGCAGUCAUGAAGCAGAAGAGAAAAUUGUCGUGGACUUGCCUGUGGACCUUCCAGUAACCCACACUGCAUUUGGAAAUGAUGAAAAGUCUUCUGUGGAGUUUCUUAUAUGUGCGGGACAACCGUUAGAACAACCAGUCUUCAGAGACAUGUUUUUUGUAGAGUUGUCCAAGGAAGAUCUACGACAGUCCAAAGUAGACUACCGCGACAAAACCAACGGCUUUGAACGAGGGCGAGAUUGGAAGAGCAAAAUAGCAGGCUCGAUAAACUAUAAAUUCACAUAUAAAACAAAGUAG